Limulus polyphemus (Atlantic horseshoe crab) is the source of this 1730-nucleotide messenger RNA. Its product is annotated as transcriptional regulator ATRX-like. NCBI's taxonomy places the organism in Eukaryota, Metazoa, Arthropoda, Merostomata, Xiphosura, Limulidae. Gene Ontology annotation, cellular component: nucleus. The record is from RefSeq and is a predicted model, not a curated record. The transcript has 10 exons. The annotation marks the transcript as partial. Gene Ontology annotation, molecular function: ATP-dependent chromatin remodeler activity; ATP binding; ATP hydrolysis activity.
GAGUCAAGUUCAUGUGGGAGUGUACUGUGGAGUCGUUAGAACAGCUCAAGUCUGGAAAAGGUUCGGGAUGUAUCCUCGCACAUUGUAUGGGGCUUGGAAAAACCCUACAAGUUAUCACCUUCAUCCAUACACUACUUAAUAACAAAUACACAAAGAAAUUCUUCUCGUCAGUACUGGUGGUCUGUCCGUACAACACCGUCCUUAACUGGAACCGGGAGUUUGAAAUGUGGCUGGAAGAGGAGGAACUUCAGAUUAGUGUACAAGAACUUGCAAGUAUAAGAGAUAACUAUGCUCGAGCUAGUAAACUGGAUGAAUGGAAGGAAGAAGGAGGAGUCAUAAUUAUGGGCUACGACCUCUUUCGUCUUCUUGUUCAGGACAAAUCUCGUGGAAAACGGAUCUCAAAAAGACUUCGAGAUAGGUUUUGUAAAGCACUUCUUGAUCCAGGUCCAGAUCUUGUUAUUUGUGAUGAAGGCCAUAUCUUGAAGAAUAAUACCUCGGCCAUUUUUAAAGCCAUGAAUCGAAUAGUGACAAAGAGGAGAAUCGUUCUGACGGGUACUCCCUUACAGAAUAAUUUGGCAGAGUACCAUUGUAUGGUGGAUUUUGUGAAACAACGACUUCUUGGUACCAAAAAGGAGUUCUUUAACAGAUUUGUGAAUCCAAUUACUAACGGUCAGUGUGCUGAUUCAACUCCUCAAGAUGUCAAGCUAAUGAAGAAGCGAGUUCACAUUCUCCACAAACUUCUUGAAGGCUGUGUACAGAGGUGUGAUUACAGUGUCAUUAGAAAACACCUACAAGCUAAACAUGAAUAUGUUAUUUGUGUCCGACUCUCAGAUACCCAGAUAAAAUUAUAUCAGUAUUUUCUGGACAACAUGGCUCGAGGUAGACAGGUGGGUGGUCACAAGGUGGCCUCUGUCCAGCUGUUUUCUGAUUAUAGUGCUCUCCGCCAGAUUUGGACCCAUCCAUAUAUCCUGUACUUGAACAAGAUUCGUGAAGGCAACAAAAUGAUAGAUGACUUUGAAGAUUCUAACUCUGAUGAUAUUUCUGUACAAUCUGAUGAUGGUGAUGAUGAUGAUGUUAUUUGUCUAGAAAACCCUGAACCAGGCACUAGUUCCAACAAGAAGGAUGAUGACAGCAGUGAAGAAGAGGUUAUCAAGAAGUGGAAGACUUCUAGACUAACUGGAGAAAAGAAUGAAGAACCAGAUAACACAAACAGAGAUGAUGAGAAGGAAUGGUGGUCAGAUAUCCUUCCAGAAGAGGAAUCUAAAAAAAUAGAGCUCAGUGGCAAGCUGGUCCUUCUUUUUGAAAUUCUUAACAGAUGUGAAGAGAUAGGAGAUAAAGUUUUAUUAUUUAGUCAGAGUCUACUGUUGUUGGACUUAGUAGAAGAUAUGUUAGAGAUGAAAAACCUGGAGAACAGCACGAUUUCUGACCCUGAACAGAAGGGCUACUAUGGAACGUGGCUGCACGGUUUGGAUUAUUUCCGAAUGGAUGGGUCGACCAGUGCUGAUAGCAGGAGAAGAUGGAUAGAACAUUUUAAUGAUGAAGAAAAUUGCAGAAGUCGGUUGUUCUUGAUAUCAACAAAGGCUGGAUCUUUGGGAACAAACCUUAUUGGAGCCAACCGUGUGAUUAUUAUGGACACCUCUUGGAACCCUUCUCACGACACACAAGCGAUCUUUAGGGUGUACAGAUUUGGACAGAAGAAGCCGGUAUACAUUUACCGAUUUCUUUCCCAG